AUGGCUCACCAUAUUCCAGAAUACGACGGCUCUCUUACUGUCCCAAGCUGCACAACAGUCCCAACAUCAUCGCGGAAGAGAAAACGUGAAGACGAGAAAUCAGUGCUCGGGGAUCCUUUCGUCAUUAAGCCCUAUUCAUCUUCGGUUUUUGAUCCCUCGGUAAAGCUUACUCCAGCCGUUGUUAUCCCACGCUCCUAUAUCCCACUGCAAUGGCUCGCCGGGUAUCCGUCACGUCUAUUCUCGAUACCAACUCAAAUACAGGCCUUGGAUGUUCCCGGAAAUGUCAUCAUCGUAAAAAUAGAUGGUGAACGACAGUUAGCUGCUGUUGAGAAGGUCAAGGAUGAUGUUUGCACACUGUACAAACUAUCGACGCAGUUGAAGAUGAAGGAUGUCCGUAAAACGGCUUCACUUAUUAAGAAAUCACGCCAAAACCCAGAGCAAAUCUCUGAAGACACAGAUCCUAUGACAGAAAUACUAAGUGCAAACUGGUGGUCAGGUUUGGAAGUGCCUAAUUUCGAUAUAAACAAUGUUAUAUGUGUAGAAGAGCCUACUAUCAAAUUGAUCGUGGGUUGCUCAGACCUAGAUGUCUGUCAAGACAGCACGCUCUUACCAAUCCAACCAAAUGCACCGAUAUCCCCUCUAGCAGCCGCAGACACUCCUUUGAAAGUGGUAGAGGACUUUCCAGAGCCCACUUUAACUGACAUUCUUGAGAGGACUCGAGUGCAAUAUUACAAAACUUUAUAUAUUGCCAAGACCUCUCUUGCGUAUUUCGCCAAAUCAACCCUUUCACGAGCUCGUGUGGCUGUGCAGCACGAGCAAGGAAGUGAAUUAUCAACAUCUUUGGAUUCCAGUAACAGAUUCCGCACUUUUUUACUGGAUAUGUAUCUACCGUUUAAUAAGAUGAACACCAAAUAUCGAAAAUCGAUGGUUCAAGUUGCUACGGAAGACCCGGUAGAGGAUAUAUCAGUCUUUAGGGUCGGAGAGGAGGAAUAUGUGCAACAGUGGAGAGUUGCUACAUGGGAGGAGAGGCUAAUGCAGGCUAACGAUCCUGUGAUGAGGCGGAAAGUGGAGGAGCUCAAAAUUAGAGAGACCGAGUUGCAAAUCAUCAUUUUGCUUGAGAUGCUAGCACUGGAACGAGAACAGGCAACAUUGGCAAAAGGAUUGCCAAUCAAAAAUCAAUCAUCCGGAAAGAAGUUCAAAAAGGAGGCCAAGAAGAAAGGGAAAAGAAAGUCUAAGACUAAUGAACCAGAUCCUAAACUCCUCCUUGAUCUGCUCGUCGAUCGACUUUGUAUUUGGAGAUCUAUAGGCUCAAGUCCAGAAGUACUGGAUGAUGAAUCUUCUGAUCAGAAGAAGGUUACUGAUAAGGAAUAUGACCAUCUCAGACAUUUCUGUGUAGAGGUGGUCUUAGCAUUUUAUGCGUCGAGGCUUCCUGAAGAAUGCGCUGCCAUCAACAAAAAAUGCGGAGGGUCGAGCUCAAGAGCUCGUACCCCGGGACAGCCCAAGAAGGAAAGAAAAUCACAGACAAAAAGACCUCCUGUGACAAGGGUCUCCACUGCGCCGGCUGCUACCUCUAACGCGAGAGAAGCCAGUGUGGACACACUGGCAGCCCUUGUUGCAGCUGAUGCAGCUUCCUUGCCAAGAAAAAAUGUUCGUGGAGGAACGCUCAAUUGUAAGAGUUUUGCGAAACGAGAGGUACAAAUCGCUUCGAGAAGCGGACAGCAGAAGAGGGUGGACGAGGAGUUGAAGGAAGCUAUAAACGCUUUGAAGAAACCCAACCGCAUUGCUGCGGCUUCUGGACUGGUUGAUGAGUCGAUGAAGCGGGUCUCUAAUAACAAGAAGUCGAAGAAAUCGGCCAGGAACCCUCUAGCGAAAAUACAGGUUAUGGCCACUCCGAAGCGGAGGAGGACGAUUAUGCCUCCACAGCCCUCCCUUCAAACUGUGGCAGAAGAUUCAUCUAGCUUACAUGCACAUGACCCGUUCUAUGCCCCCCGAGUACCCAAUCCAAGAACUUUACGUGAUAUCCCUGGCACGCCGCUCCGACGGGGCAAUAGUAGGAUGGAUUUUGAUGUUGUUCCCGCUACCAGUCCCUUCCAACCACCAUCAGAGACCCGAAGAACUGCAACAUUCCCAGGUGCGUUUACAACGCCGCAAAAAAAACAGCCUCGCCCUUUAGGCGCCGAUUUAGGAUCCAACUUUGUCCCUUCGUCGGCAACAAAGAAUCCUGUAAUUCUACCUCAUAACGAUACCCACCCGUCCGGAGUUUCCAAAUUUAUGGAAAAGAAGCCUUUUGACCCGACAGAUGAGCCGUCAUCUCCCGCGGGAGGCGUGAUGCUUUAUGAUACUGAUGCUAUUGGGGAAACACCUUGUAAAUCUUUUGCACCAAUGGCUAGGAUGGUUAAAGAAAAGAAAGAGGUAUCGAUAUAUAACAGUUUGGGAUGGGAUGAUGAUGAUUAUGACCUAUGA
This is a messenger RNA of Morchella importuna, 2463 nucleotides long. RefSeq lists its product as uncharacterized. The coding region runs from base 1 to 2463 and encodes 820 amino acids. The transcript has 6 exons. The record is from RefSeq and is a predicted model, not a curated record. Gene Ontology annotation, cellular component: DNA replication preinitiation complex. NCBI's taxonomy places the organism in Eukaryota, Fungi, Ascomycota, Pezizomycetes, Pezizales, Morchellaceae. Gene Ontology annotation, biological process: DNA replication initiation.